GUCCGGUUCCUCAUUCUGUGUGUGCGUGUAUGUGAGUGUGUGUGCUCGCUUCAAUGAGUCUUUCAGAGAGUACACUCAAAACUCAUUUCUUUCCGGACAUAUUAACUUUAAAUGCGAAUUAACCUCUUUUCUGACUUUUGACAGGAAACAUGGGUUGUAUAAAAUCCAAGUUGGAUGAUGACCAAAAUGGAGGUGUGCUUGAAAUGAACAAACACCAGCCAGUACGUACUGACCAAACUGUAUAUGUGAGAGAUCCAACCUCCCAUAAGCCUCCUAUUAAUAAUUCAUCUCCAGGCCUCCUACCUGGUCAGGUGUUCCAAAAAAUGGAAGAAACAGGUAAAAUGGUAAUUGCCUUGUACCCCUACGAAGCCAUUCAUACUGAUGAUCUGGGCUUUAAAAAAGGAGAGAAGUUAAGGGUUCUUGAGGAGCAUGGAGAAUGGUGGAAGGCAAUGUCUCUUAGCACAAGAAAAGAAGGAUUCAUACCAUCAAACUAUGUUGCUGAAGCAGACACUAUGGAGACAGAAGAAUGGUUCUUUAAAGACAUCACAAGGAAGGAUGCCGAGAGGCAACUAUUAGCACCUGCUAACAAACCUGGAUCUUACCUUUUACGUGAGAGUGAAACCUCAAAAGGAAGUUAUUCACUCUCAAUCAGAGAUGUGGAUGCUCAGGGGUUGGAUGUUGUUAAACAUUAUAAGAUCAGAUCUUUGGAUAAUGGCGGCUACUACAUCUCUCCAAAAAUCACAUUCAAUGACAUCCACAGCAUGAUAAAACAUUACCACAAACAAGCAGAUGGAUUAUGUCGAAAACUAGAGAAAUCAUGUGAGAAGCCCAAAGCACAGAAACCAUGGGACAAAGAUGCCUGGGAAAUCUCAAAAGAAUCUAUAAAGAUGGUGAAGAAACUUGGAGCAGGGCAGUUUGGAGAGGUGUGGUUGGCCUACUACAAUAACAGCACAAAAGUGGCAGUGAAAACACUCAAGCCCGGCACAAUGUCAGUAGAGGCUUUCCUAGAGGAGGCCAACCUUAUGAAAACCUUACAGCACGAUAGGCUGGUGCGCCUCUAUGCAGUUGUCACCAAAACAGAGCCCAUCUACAUCAUCACUGAAUUUAUGGCGAAUGGAAGCUUAUUGGAUUUUUUGAAAACUGAGGCAGGCUGCAAAGUACAGUUACCAAAGCUUAUUGAUUUUUCAGCACAGAUAGCAGAAGGUAUGGCCUACAUUGAGAAGAAGAAUUACAUUCACAGAGACUUGAGAGCUGCGAACGUACUGGUUUCAGAAAGCCUGUUGUGCAAAAUAGCAGAUUUUGGCCUGGCCAGAGUAAUUGAAGAUGACCAAUACACAGCCAGAGAAGGAGCAAAAUUCCCUAUCAAAUGGACAGCACCUGAGGCUAUCAACUACGGCUCUUUCACCAUCAAAUCGGAUAUGUGGUCUUUUGGGGUUCUCCUGUAUGAGAUUAUAACAUAUGGGAAAAUUCCUUAUCCAGGCAUGAGUAACGGUGAGGUAAUGAGCUCAAUCCAGAGAGGCUACCGGAUGCCCCGUCCUGAAAACUGUCCUGCUGAACUUUAUGAGAUCAUGAACUCCUGUUGGAAGAAUAAACCGGACGACCGUCCCACAUUUGACUAUAUUCAGAGUGUACUAGAUGACUUCUACACAGCCACUGAGGGCCAGUACCAGCAACAGCCAUGAGGCUGCAAAAUGAUCUCUUGUGUUUGACUUUAUCAUGUUUGUAGUGUUUUACAAUGAUCAAAAGAUCUGUGAUUUAUCUACAAAUGAAUGUAAUUAUAUGUAACUAAUAAUUUGAUCAAUCUGCUUACUUAUAAUUACUUAUAAUUAUAAGUAAGCAAGGAUUAGAUUUUCUAUCUCUGCUUCAAAUUGAAGUUUUAACUGCCUAUUUGCUACCUUUGCUCUUCACGUUCAACAUUUCAGUGGGUGCACUUGUAAUUAUAUACUUCAAAGUAGCAUUUGCUAAAUUCAAGGAUUUAAAAGGAAUAUUACACCCAAAAAUAAAUUUAAAAUUCUCAUCAUUUACUCACCCUCAUGCCAUCCCAGAUAUGUAUGACAUUCUUUCUUCUGCAGAACACAAACAAAGAUUCUAAGAAAGAUGUCUCACAUAGCUGAAAUAUUCUUCUAAAAAUCUUUGUU
Messenger RNA from Xyrauchen texanus (razorback sucker), 2138 nucleotides. It is a transcript of the gene lyn, whose product is annotated as LYN proto-oncogene, Src family tyrosine kinase. The record is from RefSeq and is a predicted model, not a curated record. Lineage: Eukaryota; Metazoa; Chordata; Actinopteri; Cypriniformes; Catostomidae. The transcript is spliced from 13 exons. Gene Ontology annotation, biological process: protein phosphorylation; cell differentiation; innate immune response. Gene Ontology annotation, cellular component: extrinsic component of cytoplasmic side of plasma membrane. The coding region runs from base 150 to 1682 and encodes 510 amino acids. Gene Ontology annotation, molecular function: signaling receptor binding; non-membrane spanning protein tyrosine kinase activity; ATP binding.